Cydia pomonella (codling moth) is the source of this 406-nucleotide messenger RNA. Its product is annotated as chorion class high-cysteine HCA protein 12-like. The record is from RefSeq and is a predicted model, not a curated record. The transcript has 2 exons. Lineage: Eukaryota; Metazoa; Arthropoda; Insecta; Lepidoptera; Tortricidae. The coding region runs from base 51 to 329 and encodes 92 amino acids.
UAUAGUUUCAACUUUCAAGUAGCUUCAAAAGCGAAGGAACAGCAUCAAACAUGUCUCCUUUCACCGUGUUCGCCCUCUGUCUCCAGCUCUGCCUGAUUCAGUCCGUGCUGAGUGGUUCCAUUAGCCGCUCCUCCAGCUCCGGCGGCAGCUGCGGCUCGUACGGCGGGCAGGGCUGCGGACAGGUGGGCGCGGCCGGCACCAUCGACGCGUGCGGCACCACUUGCGUCACCGGCGCCGUGCCCGUGCUCGGCUCCGUCUGCUUCGAAGGCUGCGCGCCCGCCUGCGGCUCCGUCUCCAUCUGCGGAAAGUGCGGAUGCGGAUGCAAAUAAAUUCCUCACCGAAGAUCUCACUCUAAAAGAAUUUCUGGAUCACUCAUGUCUUGAAUUAAAGCAAUUCUCAAUAACUG